CGCCUUUGCCAGUAAGAUAAUAUCUUUCGUUUACCAGUAUCUUGUGGUAUCUCAAAGUCUACUACUCUGCGAAGAGACGAAAUGGCACCCACGGACGCCGACGCAGAAAGUGUAAUCUCAGUUCCGCCUGAGGAAGAAGGUCACCAUGCGCGACAAGAGCAGGUUCAAAAAGAAAAGAAAGGCGCGAGCGUGUAUGCAUUUGGGGAUGGGUCGCGGACAAGCAGUCUGUUGAGUAUUCUGGAUGUGUUAGAGAAGCGGGCAGGAGUUGAGCUGAGGGGGUGUCAGCCGGUCCCGUGGGACAAGAGGACGGUGACGCAGUAUGCGAAUAUCUUCACGCUGUGGUUCAGUAUGAGCUGUAAUCUUUUGCCUAUUACAACAGGCAUGGUCGGCACACUGAGCUUCGGCCUCGGACUGCGAGACGCAUCCCUCGUCAUCCUCUUCUUCACCCUGCUUUCCACCAUCCCCGUAGCUUACAUGUGCACAUGGGGCCCCAGGACGGGCAUGCGACAGCUCAUACAGGCGAGAUUCGUCUAUGGCAAAUACUUCGUCUCACUCUUCAUUCUCCUCAACCUCGCCACCCUCACCGGCUUCUCCAUCGUCGACUCCAUCAUCGGCGGGCAAGCCCUAUCCGCCGUCUCCUCCGGCACCACCAUCAACGCGACCGUCGGCAUCGUCAUCAUCGCCCUCCUCUCCCUCCUCGUCUCCUUCGCCGGCUUCAAAACCUUGCACAAGUACGAAAAGUACGCCUGGGUUCCCGCCCUAGUAGCCAUCAUCAUCGCCACCGGUUGCGGCGGUAAAGAUUUGAAGAAUCAGACCACCGUCCCGCCCGCCACUGUCCAGCAGGUGCUCAGCUUCGGCGGCCUCGUCGCCUCUUUCAUGCUCCCCUGGGCCGCGCUCGCUUCCGACUUCUCCACGUACAUGCACCCCUCGGCACCUCCCCUCCGUAUCGCAGCAUACACCUACAUCGGGCUCGCACUCCCCACCAUCCUCCUCAUGGUCCUGGGCGCAGCUAUCGGGGGCGCAACGCCCAACAUUCCCUCCUGGCAGGCAGGCUACGAGUCGAACGCGGCGAGCGGCGUGCUAGCCGCUAUGCUGCAUCCAGCGGGGGGUUUCGGGCGGUUUGUCACGGUGGUGCUGGCGUUCAGCAUGGUGGGCAACCUCAGCGCGACCAUGUACAGCAUCACGCUCAACUUCCAGAUGCUGCUGCCGUGGUUGUUCCGCGUGCAGCGCAUCCUGUUCAGCAUCGUCAUCACGGCCAUUGUUAUUGGCGUGGCGAUCAAAGCUGCGAGCUCCUUCUUUACCAACCUGGAGAACUUCCUCGGGCUGAUUGGGUACUGGGCUGCUGCGUUCAUUGGAGUAGUUGUUACGGAUCAUUUGUGGUUCCGCUGGGGAAACUUCGCGGCGUACACCGAGGAUGAGGGACUGUGGGAUGAUGGGAAGAGGCUGUCGACGGGAUGGGCGGCGAUGGGCGCGAGCGUGGGGUGUUUGGGGCUGGUGGUGCCCUGCAUGUAUCAGAUCUGGUUUACGGGGCCUAUUGCAGAGUGGACUGGUGAUUUGGGCUUCGAGGUGGCAUUUGUGCUGAGCGCAGGGUUGUACGUACCGCUGAGGUAUCUGGAGAAGAGGGCGUGUGGGAGGUGAGAGG
This is a messenger RNA of Paraphaeosphaeria sporulosa, 1642 nucleotides long. RefSeq lists its product as uncharacterized. NCBI's taxonomy places the organism in Eukaryota, Fungi, Ascomycota, Dothideomycetes, Pleosporales, Didymosphaeriaceae. Gene Ontology annotation, biological process: transmembrane transport. Gene Ontology annotation, cellular component: plasma membrane. Gene Ontology annotation, molecular function: transmembrane transporter activity. The record is from RefSeq and is a predicted model, not a curated record. The transcript is spliced from 3 exons. Bases 82 to 1638 code for a protein of 518 amino acids.